UGACUGUCAAUUCAAUUGUCAAUUUCUUUGCUCAUCGCAUGACAGAUAACAGAUACAAAAAAAAUACAAAUACAAAUCGUGAUUUCCGGGGAAUUUUUAUAUAUAAAAUAAAUAUCGUAUUUAAAAAAAAAGAGGUUCGCAAAAAUGACCACUCAAAUCGGUGUGAAUCGAUGUACGGAAGAGCAACUGUUUCAUUUUAAAGAUAUUUGUAAAGACGAUAUUGCCUCCAAAAGAAGCUACGAGAGAGUUAAAUGUAUACAGGACUUAAUAAACAUUUUGAUAAAACGUGAUUGUGCGGCUAAAAUAGAUUAUAUUUUAAAUGCUUUACACAUACGCAGGGAUGAGACAACGAAUGAAAAUGUAAGGAGAGAAGCCAUUAAUUUAAAUGUAAGAAGACCAAAUGUUAUACAAACGCUUCGUUUGGAACACAACCAAAUUGCAAGGCCACAAGUUUUGCCAGACGUUCCUACUGAUCCAAUACAGCAAGUUGACGAAAUAGUGGCCCGUGAAAUUGGUAAUAAAUGGAAAGAAUUGGCUCGGCAGUUGAAUAUAAGUGAAGGUCACAUAGAUGAAUUUGACAACGUUUACCGUGGGAGAUUGUCAGAGAGUGUAAAACAAAUUUUAUUAUAUCAUCGAAAAUGUUACCCAACUACUUGGAAAAUAAGCCUUACCAAUGCACUGAUCCAUGCAAGGCGCAGAGAUAUACUUUUUUCAAUUCAAGGUAUACUAAAUAUAAUAUGAUUUACUAAACUAAAACCUUUAAAAUGAUCUUUUUACUUUUAAAAUGUUGAUUUUGUGAUUUGUAAAAUAUUUUU
Psylliodes chrysocephalus is the source of this 815-nucleotide messenger RNA. NCBI's taxonomy places the organism in Eukaryota, Metazoa, Arthropoda, Insecta, Coleoptera, Chrysomelidae. The record is from the annotation of a GenBank genome assembly.